This is a messenger RNA of Perca fluviatilis (European perch), 8566 nucleotides long. RefSeq lists its product as uncharacterized. The transcript has 7 exons. Gene Ontology annotation, molecular function: calcium ion binding. Lineage: Eukaryota; Metazoa; Chordata; Actinopteri; Perciformes; Percidae. The record is from RefSeq and is a predicted model, not a curated record. The coding region runs from base 11 to 7078 and encodes 2355 amino acids.
UUGUCCAGCGAUGGCAAAUUGGAUGAAGAGGUGGAGGCUCCUGAUCCUCUUCAGCCUCCUCAGCCUCACUGAACUAUUCGAGGUGAGAUAUGAAGAAUGGGAGGAGCUCAGCCCAGAUAUUGCUGCACUACACCAGCUCAGAGGACUGUCUAUACACAUGUUUCAUGAAAAUAUCAGGAACCCACCGAACCACAGGUCUCUUGCUAUGGACUUUCUGUCACCUCUCCAUAGGAACACAUCCAUACAUGGGGCCAGAGUUGAGAGAUCUAUUAGCAGGGAGGACAUUGACCAAAACCCGAUGAGUUUGCUGUCUGAUCUUCAGGAGAAUGAGAAGUUCACAGCUUCUGUUAUUCAGAAGGAACAGGAUUUUGAAGGCUUCUUGGCAGCGAUUGAUAAACAGAAGACACAAGAUGUGCUCCUGAGUGCUUUGGAGAUCUCACACAGCUACAGCCAAAAACUUCUGGUCAUGACCGACAAAGAAAAGUCAACAAAUGACAGAGUCCAACAGGAAUACAGCAUGGAUCCUCAUUACUCAGUUAUAGUCAGCAACGAAUGCCUGUUCAAUGUCUCGUGUGUACCAGAAGCAGACAGCUAUACCUUGGUGAAAAUAUUUGGGAGUGUUUCAGAAGAUGGACAAACUGUGUCUGGCCUUUCUGGCUCUUCACUCGCAGAGCUGAUGUUGAAACCAUCACUGGAAACUGCGCCCGUGUUCUCUCUCGAUGGAAACACAACCAAAGACUUCCAACAUAACUUAAUUCGAGUUUUUACGGCCCGUGGCAUCACAGCAGUCCUAGAAACAAACCAGGAGAAUCACCAGACUUACCAGGUCAUGAACCAACUUGAAGAAGUUACUGGAUACCAAAUUCCACAAAGGCCGGUUGAUCACAGCACCCAGUACGACCACCAGCAGAUCCUCAUCCUGGAAGAUGACCCUGUUGUCAGAAAAGCUGCUACGUAUCUUAAUGAGAAGCAUCCAACGGUUUCCUCUGUCUACGUUCUUGAUGACAACCAAAGACCAGUACUGAUCCGAGGUGACUCCGUGCCUCUGACAGAGGACAGCCGGCUGGUGCUGGUUGGCCACGGCAGGAAAGACAACUCAGGAGAAAUGAGACUGGCAGGGUACGAAGUGCAAGAAGUCUCCACAAUUAUUAAACAAACCUCCAGGGAUUCCAAUAAAAUUAAAACAAUAACUGUGGUGGCCUGUGACGUCGGAUCAGAUAAAGCAUUCAUUGAAACGCUGCUGAAGGAUCUCCAUGACACCGCCGGCAUCGAGACAGAGCUGCACAUCAGGGACGCUGUGCUCCAGGUCAGACACACAGGAGAGAAAAUCACCCAAGAGAUCACUAAGGAUGGAGAGCAAUGGAGACAUGAAGAUGACAGCAAGAAAGUGGUCGCAACCCUCGACAGGAAUGGAGAUGUAAUUAUUAGAAAUGAGCCCGGCAGUAAAGGAAAGGAAAUCUUUACCGCUGAAAGAAACUUUCUAGGUCCAAAAAAAAACCAUUUUCUGGUCUACAGAGACAGCUGGCCAGAUGAGCCAAGGAGAUUUAUUACCCAGAAUGUUUUUGGGGAGGAUGCUGAAGUACAUAAGGCUUGUGAUGAACUUGAAGCUCUAUCCUGGGGAUUCUUUCACAACGAAAACAUACCCGCUCCAGAAAAAAUUAAGAUUAAAAACUUGGAUCUAAAAGAGUAUUAUUUAUCCCAAAAAAAAAGAGUUAAAAAUGAAAAAACGAGACAGUAUGAGGAGACAGGGGAGGUAGAGAAGAUAAAUAAUAAACAAAAAGUAAAAGAUAUUCUUUCCAACUGUUAUGAGAUUAAAUCAGGAGAAGAUAUCAGGAAUGUAAUCCGUCACUAUGCAAAGACCGGAGAAGAUGAGGUUACAUACCUGAAGGUCAAUGACUGGAUAUUAGAGGUUAAUCCUAAAUAUCUGUAUGUUGCUCCAAUCGGAAAAAAGCUUGACAACAAUGAAAGAGGAAAUGAACAACAAGUUAAGAAAUGUAUUGAAGAUCAGAUAGGAAAAGAAAGUUACUCUAAAAUACGAGAAGGAAUUAAAACAGAAAUGGGCCAGAAUGACCCAAUAAAAGGAUACGCUCAAUAUGUGGAAGGUAUUUUUUGUGGAGAGCCCACAACACCUCGCCUGCCGCUCCCCACUGAGGCCUGGUGCACCACAUAUUUCACUGCAUCAGUUAUAUCUGAAUCUGCUAGAAACUUCCGGACAUUUCCUCUGACUCUCAUGGCCCUGGAUAUGGUCCAAAGCACAGACAACAAUAUCAAAGAGAAUGGACUGAACUUUCUUUGGGAAGAACAUUCAAUGGCAAGAGGAGGUUCUUGGAUUGACCCAAGCAGGCGUGGAUUUAGUGGCUCAGCCGACUAUGAAGUUUCCAGCAAAUCAAAGAAUUACUUUAAUCCUUCGACUCCUGAGCAAUUAAUGGAUAAUCUUAAAUAUCUUAUAACAAAGGAAGUCCAACUGUAUAGUAGGUGGAUUCAAAAGGAAGGAGGAAAUAAUCCGUAUCAGAUAUUGGAUAUCGCUAAAAACAAGUACAGGAUAACUGAACGUAAUUCAGUUCAGGAUUACAAAACAUUCACAAAAAAAUUAGAUAACAGCGACUAUCCAGCAUCUGGUGGAUUAGGAGGCUUCAAUGACGGCCACGUAACAUCCCAAGACUUAAAAUCUUCCUCCGAGUUGGAAAAGUCCUUCAAACUUGAAUCGUAUUACUCCAGGCAGAGCGUAUUAACCGCUGAACAAGUCCACAGUCAGUUAAAGGCAAAAUAUGGUGAAAGUCUGGCAGGGUUGCAGGUCCAGGAGGGCAGCGCCAGAAUGGAGAACGAAGAGUUUGUGUGUCAUCUGUUAGACGGUGCUGAUGCUAAACCUGUUGAGUUUAGGGCUAAAUUAUCUCCGGAGAGUCAACGCUACUAUGAAACAAUGUCAGAGAGCAUUGAAACAGCAGUUCAUGACAUGGAAAAUCACGGUUCAAUCUCCUUCCAUCAAGGCAGCAAGUACGUAGAGCACGCUGGGCAUGCUGUUGGGACGCUGGGCCUCAUGCUGGGGCUGAAAGGAGCUGUUCGUGCUUUUGAACAGGGUGACUUUAAAGAUGCCGUGGUGGGGUCUCUACAAACGGCUCAUGGAGUGACAGCUAUGACAUCGUCUGUUAUUGCAAAGAAAGCUUUGUCCUCAGAGGCCAGAAUGGCCAAAGCUGUAACAUCGGUCAUGAAAAGCCCUGCAAUGAAGGGUUUUACGUCAGUUAUACCAAUAGUGGGAAUUGGAUUCGGGAUAUACAAUCUUGAACAAGAUUUGGAGAGAGGUGAUGCGCUGGGAAACAUCGAUGCUGCCUUAGAUGGUAGUAUGGUUGUUUUAGAUGUUAUUGAAACUGCUCAGCCUGAACUGGUCCCGUUGAUAAUGCCUAUAAACCUGGCUUUAUCCGUAGUCCGGAUGGUCAAUGAUGAAAUUUAUAUGGGCAUACAGAAUGAGCUAAACAACCUCCCGAAAGAUGCUGGAGUUCUGGAGAAACUGGGGGCCGUUUCUUUAGGCUUUCUAUAUGGGAUUCAGCAUUUUGGAAUUAGUGUGGCGAGUUUCUUUUACGAUUGGCAUUACGAUGAAAUUGAGCAGGGAAACAGACUUGUUGCACAGAUAUCAGACUAUAACAAAUAUUACAAAGUUACAAAGCAAAAGGAUGGAACGAGCACCGUUGAUUUUAGCGGUGGCGACUCUUCUGGGAACGGAGGAGGGGUUCACUUCUGCCUCGCCGACCAGGGUCCGUCUGAACUCUGCAUGGACUAUUUUGUGUCUAGUAAUGAGAGUUUUGGGAAAAGGUGUUGGCAGAUUGAUACACAGGGAAGCAAAGAUAUUAUUCUUGGCCUUGGAGAGUCAAAGAAGUUAGAGUACAUGACACUACAGAAGAAAAUACUCUGGUUCAUACCAGCCGGCUCUGUGACGGUGGUUUCAGGUUAUAAAGCUGUACCAGAGUCAAGGUUUGGGGAAUACAAAGGAAAUAGAGAUUCUAAUCGUUUUUUUGCAAUUCAGAAAGCAGAGGAUGAACAUGUGAUUGAAGUCAUGUUAAGUUACUAUUACAGGCUUUAUGGUGAACCAGGUGAUGACAUAUUCUUCCUCGGUCCACAGAGAAGUUAUGUUGAAGGAUGCGGAGGAAAAGACACGUACAUUAUUCCUAAAAAUGGAGGGAAAACAGCCAUUAACAACUACGAUCCUUCCAAAGCACUAGACACUCUUCAUUUAAGUGUUGAUUACAGUGACAUUUCUGUGUCUAAAUCUGGAAAUGAUGUUGUGUUAAUGUAUGAGGGAAGUCACACUGUGACCAUAGAAGGAUGGUUUUUAGGGGAACCGUAUCGUCACAUGAACAUGAUGUCUGGAGACGGAGUCUUGUUUGAGAUUUCCUCUGUCGUGGUUUCUUCUGUUCAGCUGAUGGCCGUAGGGAUUAACAAGAUGUUUAGCUCUAGUGGUGGAUAUGUAGAUGCAUCCCAGCCACUUUUAAGCACAGUUACAAACAUCGUUGGAUCUCAGGGUACUGAUUUCCUCUAUGGAAAUGGAGAGAAUAAUAUCAUAGAUGGAGGAGGAGGUUAUGAUUGGUUGAUAGGCCGUGAAGGAGAAGACAUGUACAUAGUGAAAGUCAGAAAACAGUCUUUAGUGUCGAUUAUAAAUUACUCCAAAGACACUAAAACAGACCUGGCCAUAAUAGAAGCAAACCUUCACACUUUUAGAGUGGAAGUAAUGGAUGACCAUCUUUUUCUGAACGCUUUCCAUGACAACACAUCCGUCAGUGUGGUUUUAAUGAAUUGGUUCAGAUCAGCAGCAGACAGACAUUUGUUUGUUGUCACAAAGGAUUUGAUCACUUUCACAAUCUCAGAUAACAAGGCUGACUGCCUGGACAGAGACCCGUUCACCAAGUGUAUUAAAAGUAGCAGCAUCGACUACAGCAGCUCGCCAUCUCCUCUGUUGGUUGACCUUCAGGAGGACGAGACUUUUAGCAUUGUGAUGGAGGUUCACGGGUCAAAUUUCAACGACGCAAUCAGAGGGAACAAAGAACACAACGUUAUUGUCCCAGGAGGAGGAGAUGAUUUCAUCCAGGGUAGAGGAGGAGAGGACUGGUACGUUAUCACGCCGGGCCAAGGAGUAAAAACCAUCAACAAUCAAUCUCCAAAUCUAGCCUUGGAUAUUCUCUUUCUGGAAGAAGAAUACGAGAACAUAAUGUGUUCUUGUGAAGGGCAGAGCAUCAUCAUUUUGGUACAUGGUAGAAAAGAUGUUAUUUUACAGAACUGGUUUGAUUCAAAGUUUCAUCAGCACCUGCAGAUUAAAACCAGUGAUGGAAUAACAGCUGGACUGAUGACCAACCGCAGCAGCUGUGAUGACUUGUUAAUGUUCCCCGUAACUAUUGAUUAUAGAAACCAGAAACCUGAACCACUUAAUUCGCUCCAAACACAUCUCCAGAAACACUCAAUUAGUGUAGAAGAUGAGUCUGAACACGAGUGUUUCACAUAUAGAAGAAAUAAUUCACAGAUUAAGCGAGUCUUCUGUGGCCUUCAAGGCACAAUGAUGAAUAUGAAUAAUCAUGAUUCAGUAAAAGAAAUGUACGGUUCCUCAGGUUUCGACAUCAUGGUUGGGAACAGCAAUGAGAAUCUGCUUGAUCCGUACACCGGAGGUGCCUUGAUGUUUGGAGGUGAAGGAAAAGACACUUACGUAAUCAAACAAGGAUAUGGAAAUGACUCAGUGAUCGAUAACUUUGCAGAAGAUCAGAAUAUUGAUACUGUGUUGGUUGACAUGGAUUAUCUUCAUGGCAGUCAAGUCACACUGGACUCAUCAACAGAAGAUCUGAAAGUGACGAUCACAUCAGAAGGGGAACAAUUCAAAUUCACUGUGCUCAACUACACCAAUGGUUACCAACAUCAGCACUUAGAAUUUCAGAGCUCUGACGGAGUGAAUUUUAAAUUGAAAUCACUAAACUCAACCGGAGAUGUCGCUUUUUUUGACACUGAAGCUUUCAAAGUGACUCUGAAACAGCUGCAGGUUGACUGCCGCUUGGAUCUCAACUCUCAGAGAAAUCUGUCAAAGGUCCACACGGUGCAAGGCUGUCCCUCCCAGUCCAAUAACAUAUUAGGUAACGAUCAAGACAAUGCUCUGAUUGGUGGGUGGAAGGAUGACGCCUUGGAAGGAGGCGCCGGAGAUGACACGCUGAUCGGAGGGAACGGAGACGACAUCCUGAUUGGUGGCUUGGGAGACGACACUCUUUAUGGCGAAGACGGAAAUGACACUAUGAUGGGAAACUCUGGCCAGGACGUCUUCCUUCCCGGACCAGGGGCCGAUCUGGUGGACGGGGGUCCUGGCAGAGACACGGUUGUGUACCGGGGCGAUCAUGACACAGGUAAAGGAGUUUAUGUCAACCUGCUGACGGGACAAGGCCGCUACGCCGAUGCUGAAGGCGACGUGUUGAAGGAUGUGGAGAUAGUCAUCGGCACCGUCUACUCUGAUAUCUUGGUGUCCGGUUACGAAAGUUCUCUUCUCAAAGGCUCGGACGGCAAUGACAUCUUGGUGUCGACCGGUGGUGAUUACCUGGUUGGAGGUGAUGGAAAUGACAUUUACAUGUUGGCUUUCAACAACGGUUCAGUCACGGUUGAUAACUGUGCCAAAGACAACGCUACAGACGUCUUGUACAUGAGCUCACAGUCAACGCCGCCAUUUGACUGCCAACUUUUGUCUGACAGAGAUCUCCUGACUUUCUUUGGAUUUAACCAAACUACAGUUAAAAUUACACUGCAGGGCUGGAUCAGUGAUGAGAAUGAAUGUGGUCAUUUGAAGUUGGUUUUUAGAGAUCAGGAGGUGUCGGUGGACCGGCUGCUGCAAGAGUGUCAGUUAAGACAGAAGAAAUCAGUUUGGUCUCUAGUCAUAGAGAUAAUUUAUUUCCUCUUUUUUUUCAUUUUUUCAGUUUUCAUAAGCAGAACAUUAGUUUUAAGGGCAAAACAACAAAAGAAACGGGAACAAACAGAUGUUGAUGCAGAAUCAGUUUCUCUGCUGGCUGAUGAGGAGAGUUACUUUAAAAGCAAGUACACAGUUUCUGCAAGGCUGGAUCAGUGAUGAGAACGAAUGUGGUCAUUUGAAGUUGUUUUAUAGACAUCUGGAGGUGUCGGUGGACCAGCUACUGCAAGAGUGUCAGUUAAGACUAUUUAGGAAAUGUCAUCUUCCUCUUACUUUUGGCAAACAAGCAGAACAUAAUUUUUAAGGGCAAAAUAACAAGAGAGAACUAAAUGUUGAAGCAGUAUUAGUUUCUAUGCUGGCUGAUAUAAUGUAGAGUUUAAUCUUGAAAAGCAAGGACACAGUUUCUGAAUUUCAUUGAUCAUUUGUCAUUUUAUCUUAACUAAUGCCGUGCCCUUUCAAACGUGUCUGUUUAGGACUGAUUGUUUGGACUCCUGUCUUGCUGCUUGUAGCUUUCUCCAGAACCAUUGUACCCCAAAAUGACUUAAAGAAGGUACACAAAGUAACCCACUGUGUACUAUUAGGCUUGUUUUAGAUGAGCUGCGCCUCGCCCCCUGCUGGGUGGUGACAAAACGCUGCGGUCAAGUAGGACAGUUUCAGCUUUCAGUCUGAACAGGAAUUUACAGAAACACUCACUUCCUGUUAAGUCUGAUUCAGAUCUAUUAAAAUGUUAUCCUACCCAUAUAUCCGCUUGUUUAGAUUCUGACAGAGUAGCUGUUAAAACUCUGCACGCAAUCUGCUUCUGAUGUCAAUAAACAACAUUUAAACAAAGUAUCUUCAAAUAUCAAUCAGAAACUCUCCAAAUCUAAAAUAAUGAAAAGUUGAUAUAAAACCUCAUAGUGCAUACCUCUUUGAUCUUAUGAGGUCAUUGAUGCCCAUUUGCAGGAUCAAUUUGGACCCAAAUCUAUCGAUUCUGCGCAGGCCUUGCUGAUCUCCAACAAACCUGAUGACUUACUAUCGUUAACAAUUUAACACUUCAGCAGAAGUAUUCAUUCUCAGCAUCGGUCAGGUCAGUUCCACAGUUAACUUUAAAAAGUUUUUGUGUUGAAACUCCAUCAAAAUUGAGCUACUGCCUCACUGGGCACCCAACAAUACACACGGCAAGUGUGAAGUAGAUCGGAUGAACAGUUCUCGAGAUAUGUAGAGGACAACGCACCACACACACACACACACACACACACACACACACACACACACACACACACACACACAGACAUACACACACACACAGAGACACACACACACACAGACACAGACACAGACACACACACACACACACACACACACACACACACACACACACACACACACACAAGCUUUAUAGUUAGAUUUAUCAUGUGUUGUUUAUGUAAAACAUUUAGUGAAUGACAAACCUCUUCUACUUUAAGGGCACAGUGUCUGAUUUGGAUUAUUUAGUAAUCUAUUAUGUUGAGGAAAAUAUAUAAAAUGAAAACAAUCUUAUUAUAAACUACAUAUCGUGUUGUGAUUGUAAUGUAGCCAAACAAAAACUGUAACUGUACUCAAAUGUUUUUAUAAUCACAUGGAUUGUUUAUGCUUUGUUCAUGGAAAUAAAAUCAUCAUCAUGCAGAA